Molecule: messenger RNA, 1288 nt
Organism: Trichomycterus rosablanca
Lineage: Eukaryota; Metazoa; Chordata; Actinopteri; Siluriformes; Trichomycteridae
Gene: kiss1ra
Product: KISS1 receptor a
Exons: 5
Coding region: 1-1089 (362 amino acids)
Biological process (GO): neuropeptide signaling pathway
Cellular component (GO): plasma membrane
Molecular function (GO): G protein-coupled peptide receptor activity
Source: RefSeq, a predicted model, not a curated record
AUGUUGAACUCUUCAGAUUUCCCGCUGAACGAUUCGGUGGGUAACUUAUCCUCGGACGAGGUGGAGGAAGGUAAGCAUCCUUUUCUGACGGAUGCUUGGCUGGUACCGCUCUUCUUCUCUCUCAUCAUGCUGGUGGGGCUUAUUGGGAAUUCACUGGUCAUCUAUGUGAUCUCCAAACACAGGCAGAUGAGGACCGCCACCAACUUCUACAUCGCUAAUCUAGCAGCCACGGAUAUCAUCUUCUUAGUAUGUUGUGUGCCGUUCACCGCUACCCUCUAUCCUCUACCCGGCUGGAUCUUCGGAGACUUCAUGUGCAAAUUUGUUGCUUUCCUUCAGCAGGUGACUGUCCAGGCCACAUGUAUCACGUUGACGGCCAUGAGUGGGGAUCGAUGCUACGUGACCGUGUACCCGCUGAAAUCUCUACGUCAUCGGACCCCACGGGUAGCCAUGAUUGUGAGCGUCUGCAUCUGGAUUAGCUCCUUCAUUUUGUCAACCCCAAUCUUAAUGUAUCAAAGACUGGAAGACGGAUACUGGUAUGGCCCAAGGCAGUACUGCAUGGAGCGGUUUCCAUCAAAGACACAUGAAAGAGCUUUCAUACUCUACCAGUUCAUAGCGGUCUACCUACUGCCGGUUCUGACCAUCUCUUUCUGCUACUCUUUCAUGUUGAAGAGGGUUGGCCAGCCAACCGUGGAGCCUGUCGACAACAAUCAUCAGGUGCAUCUUCUCUCCGAGAGAACCAUUUCCAUCAGAAGCAAGGUCUCCAAAAUGGUAGUGGUCAUCGUUGCUCUCUUUGCCGUCUGCUGGGGCCCCAUUCAGAUAUUCAUCCUCUUCCAGUCCUUCUACCCCAACUUUAAGGUCAACUACGCAACGUACAAGAUCAAGACGUGGGCCAACUGCAUGUCCUACGCCAACUCGUCCAUCAAUCCCAUCGUGUACGGCUUCAUGGGGGCGAGCUUCCGCAAAUCUUUCAGGAAGACCUUCCCCUUCUUUUUCAGACACACGGUGAGGGACAGCAGCGUGGCUUCUCGCACAGCGAACGCAGAAAUCAAGUUCGUCGCCACUGAAGAGAGUAACCCGGAGAGGAAAUGAACAGCAGGUGGUUCCACGGGGGAAGAAAAUUACCACUUUCAUGUGUGGAGCCGAACGCUUCACUGCUGAGCUGGCACAUGCUGUACUGAACUGAGAUGAAGAAUUUGGACAGGACUGCCAGUGAGCCUGAAUUGAAAUUCACCACUACAUUAAAGUCGGAUUGAAAUGUUCACCAUACGAUCAUUUCUUUAAUUUAGUC